CAACUACUGGCUUUGACAGGGAUCUUAUUUGAAUUCUAAUCGGAUUUGCAGAGAUCGGAUUUUUGUCGCGUCCAUAUAAUUCCUCGCUGCAUGCCGAACUUUGUCCACCUCUCCGCCUUAUCUUUCCCCGCAUCCCUCGAGACCUCUCUUCUUCCACACCCUCCCACUCAUCCCCGAGAACCGAAAUGUCGGAUGAGCCAGCGACUUUCAAGCCUGCGCUCAUACUUCAUGGAGGUGCAGGUAAUAUCCAACGUGCUAAGCUGCCACCGGAUCUUUACGCCAAACAUCAUGCCUCCCUCCAAUCCUAUCUUCGCUCGACCUACACACUCCUCAAGGAGGGCGCUUCGGCCCUUGAUGCCGCGGUCCACGCCGUUUCCCUUAUGGAAGAUGACGAGCUAUUCAAUUGCGGUCGUGGCAGCGUUUUCACUACAGCGGGCACGAUCGAAAUGGAGGCUUCCAUUAUGGUUGCUACCGUUCAAGACCCCGAUCAGAACCGACCGGGGGAAAUGAAAAAAGCCGCAGCUGUCAUGAAUGUGAGGAAUGUGCGACAUCCCAUCCAACUGGCACGCGAGUCGCUCUUACGGACCGGCUAUACGCCUGAUGGAAAGACCAAGAAGGACGGUGGUAGCAUGCACCCCCAGCUUGCCGGACCUCAUGUAGAGACCCUUGCUCGGGAGUGGGGCCUGGAAUUUAAGCCCGAUGAAUGGUUCUGGACACAGCGUCGCUGGGACGAACAUCGGCGGGGGCUUGAGGGGAAGGAGGAACCUAUAUCUUUAAGUCAGGGCACGGUUGGCUGUGUCUGUUUGGAUCAAUGGGGUAAUUUGGCCGUUGCGACCAGUACGGGCGGCAAGACUAAUAAGCUACCCGGUCGCAUCGGGGACACUCCGACUCUGGGUGCAGGAUUCUGGGCUGAUGCGUGGGACGUCACCUUCCCGGGGCCAGAGGCCGCGUCUCCUGUGAUCCCGAACAGCAAGGUCGGAGCGGUCUCCGCCACGCCCAGGUGCACGGGCAACCUCGCAACUAGCACCAUGGCUAGUGUGCAGGAAUUCUGUGGAAACUUGGGAGACAGCCUGCGAAGCUGCCUGGCUCCACGUUCUCAACCCGAGAGCCCCGACCCUCCGGCCUAUUCGUCUCGUUCAUCUAGUCCACGUGCCAGUGUGGUAGUUCAGGUAUCUGGAAAGUCAUGUUGUAUGCGAGGCUCGACGUGUGCAAGAAAAGCUAUUGCGAUCUCAGGAACCGGAGAUGGUGAUGCGUUCCUUCGUCUCGCUGCUGCCCACUCGGUUGCCUCGCUAUCUCGGUUGCAGAACUACUCCCUUACCGAAGCUGUCAAGUUCGUGGCCGGUUCUAAUGGUGCUCUUCAACGAUCGGCUGGCCCCCGAUGGGGAGUCACGGGCGAGGGCGAGGGUGGAUUCAUUGGAAUCGAGCUUGAUGAGGAGCAUUCUACUCGUUCAACUGGAAGGCUGGAAAAGCUACGUCGUGGUAAUGUGGUCUGUGACUAUAAUUGUGGUGGGAUGUGGCGUGCAUGGGUUGAGCCUGGUCAGAAUGGAAAGGACGUCGAGCGGAUCAUGGUCUUCCGAGAGAAGUACGAGUAGGGCGAUUCACCAUUCUCGAGUAGGCACACUGCGAAUUGUGGCAGGAUAGAAUAGCUUUGAUGUCUAUGCUCUCCAAGAUGGAUCCAAAUCAUAGAUUGUGGCAACACCCAUACCCAACUUCGAC
Molecule: messenger RNA, 1716 nt
Organism: Penicillium brasilianum
Lineage: Eukaryota; Fungi; Ascomycota; Eurotiomycetes; Eurotiales; Aspergillaceae
Source: the annotation of a GenBank genome assembly